This is a messenger RNA of Closterium sp. NIES-67, 7790 nucleotides long. The record is from the annotation of a GenBank genome assembly. NCBI's taxonomy places the organism in Eukaryota, Viridiplantae, Streptophyta, Zygnematophyceae, Desmidiales, Closteriaceae.
CACAACGUAGCAAACGCGUCUGGUUAGUAUGCUCACCUCGUUGGCGUCGUCUAAUCGUAUUUUUAGCGUAUGCUAUGGACUUGACGGCUUCUGUUUUUGAAGCAACUAACCUUUAGAGCCAGGGACCCAAGUUUACCAAGUGUAAAACACGUUGUACUGAGAGUAGACCCACGUAGGUGCACUCUUCACAUCGAGCACUGCGUGCAGUGAGAACCAUUCAAUGCAAAUGAAUCGUACGGCGGAAGCCGGUCACGAUGAGAUCUGGCCACGUGUCAUUUGCAAGACAUGCAAGAAGCUUCGUCGAAUCCCUCCUGAGGAAUUCUUAAAACUCGCAGACACGGGUAAAGAACCCGACUGGUCCUGCCACCUGGCAGAGCCCUAUAGGCCGGGAGCCAGGUGCCUGGAUCCGGAGGAGAAGAAGACGGAGGCGGAAAAGGCUAAGCCGUUCGAACCCGACGGAUUCUGGUGGAUGUCGAAAUUUCGAGGGGAUAUUUACUACAUAACCCCCGAAAAGAAGAAACUGUAUUCUCCUAGCCAGCUAAAAGCGUACUUAGAGGAGUACAACCGGAAUCGUCGGAAUCCUCUCACUCUGGAGGACUUCUGCAUCAGUAAGCCUAAGUGGAGGGAGGUGCACGGAUGCGCGGAUGGGGGAGUGAAACGUCCUGGUGCGGCAGGUGUCAGAUUCAUGUCCGCUGGGGGAAAAGCGGCGUCUGCUGUCGCUCCCGCUUCUGCUGCUACUGCUGCUGCUGCUCGGGCGAUUAGUCCUGUUGGUGCUGCUGGUGCUCGGUCGAUUAGUCCUGCUGCUGUUGCUGGUGGCGGCAGCGGUGGGUUGUCCUCCAAGCACGAGCUUGUGAGGAUCGGCGCAUCCUCGGUGGCGGCCAACGCUGUGCCGCUGGGUCGCUCGGGCUCGUACAAGGCCGUACCUCUGGCGAUCCCUGCAGGCAGCAAGGGGGGUGUGGGCGCAGUAGGGGGGGAGAGGGGCAAGGAAGGGGGGGAGAGGAGCAAAGGAGGAGGGGAAAGAGGCAAAGAAGGGGGAGCAGGAGCGGGGGUGGCAAAAGGAGGAGGAGGCGGCGCUGGAAUUGCAGGCGCAGCAGGUGCUGGGGCUGGAGUGAGGAAAGAAGGGGGACUGGACCUGACAGGCAGGGGAAGUGAGAAGAAGGGAGAGGGGGUCAGGAUGGGCGCUGGAGGAAGGGGGGGGGUAGCUGAAGGUUUAGAAAGAAGCUGUGAGCGGGUGGGCAAUGAAAGAGUGGGUGGUGAGAGGGUUGGUGCUGGUGGUGGUGGUGGUGGUGCUGCUGCUAGUGGUAGUAGUCAUCAUAGUGUUUCUGGUAACCGCAGUGCAUCUGGUAACAGUAACCCUGUUGUUGACGACGACGACGAUGAUGCAGCAGUGCGUGUCCCUGAUGCGGUUACUGAUUUCCGGCUAGAAACCUACACCGAGGAGCCUUUUCCUCUCUACAGGCUGCCUUUUUAUAAGUCGGGGAAGCUUGCACUGCUCAAGGAGAAGGUAUAUUUGCGUGGGAAGGAUGCGAAUGGCGGGGCGACUGUGUUUGUGGAUGUAAUGGCUUGGCGGGUAGUGGUGAAGGUGGAUGUGGUGAAGGUGCAGCUGCAGGCUCGGCAAGGCAAGAAAUGGAUUGAAGUGCAGAAGCCGAGCCUGGGUUACACGUCUGGGAAGUUAGGUUCGGAGUUUGGCUGGGCACAGUGCUGCAUGCGGUUCCAUCCUAAUUGGUCAGAAGGUGAGGUGAAGCAGUUUUUGCGGUCACAUAAUGUUGAUGUGGAGCGUCUUGUAAGGAGGGUGGAUUUGCUCGAAGAUUUUAUUCAGGGUGAUUUGGAUUUUAAGCGAUCUAGUCUGUGGAGGUUUCUUGAGAGGGAGAGGCGGGGGGGGGGUGAGCUAGAGCGAGGAGUGGUGAGAGAGAGGGAGAGAGAGAAAGAGAGGACGAAGGGCGGUGAGGCAGAGAAACGGUGGAGGGACAAGGAGAGAGAAAUAGGGAGGGGGAGGGAGAAGGAAGAUAUUAGAAGUGAGGGAGGAAGUGAGCGAGGUAGAGACAGGGCUCAGGUGCGUGAUAAGAUUCUCGAGGAUCUGGGGUAUCCAGUCAGGAGGACAGGAUUGGGAAAAACAGGCACGUUGAGAAAAAAGGUCCGAGUGGCUAGAUUUGAAGAGCUCGAGGAGGAAGAGGAGGAGGAGUUGGACCGGAAGUUCAUUGUUUCGGAUGACGAGGAUGGGAUGGAUAUGGGUGGAAGAGGAGUAAGGGGAGGAGGAAGGGGGGGAAGAAGGGGAGGAGGAGGGACAGGAGGAGAGCGGAGGGACAAACUGUGGGGGGAAGGAGCAGAGGAAGCGGAUGACGAGGGCUUGUACGAGGCGGAGGAGGGGGAGGAGGAGGAUGCACAAGUAGCAGGGUGGGACAGCGUGUGCUACAUCUGCGACGACGGCGGCGACCUGGUGUGCUGCGACGGGCCGUGCAUGCGGUCGUUCCACGUGGAGCCGGACGACGAGGAGGAGAAGAAAAGGGACAAGUUUCACUGCCCCACCAUCGGGCUCACGGAUGGCGAGGUGCAUGAGAAGGAGACCUGGCUGUGCCCGAAUUGUGAGGCCAAGCAGCACGUGUGCUUCAUCUGCCACCAGCUGGGCUCCUCGGAGCCAAAUUCGGAGCCGAAUUCGGAUCCAGACUCAACAGCAGCAGGUGGGAGCGAGGGGAAGCAGCAGGAGGUGUUCAUGUGUGACGUGGCGCUCUGUGGGCACUUCUACCACCCGACAUGUGUCGCGUCGUGGCUGGCCGAUGCAAAGAAGCUGCCCCCAGGCAGCGAGGAGCGAAUCCAGGAGCUGGAAACCGUCGCUGAGGGCAUCCGGGCAGGCUCGGGAAUGUUCUUCUGCCCGCUGCACAAGUGUGCCAAGUGCCACACGGAGGAAAAGGACCGAGAUGCGUUAAAACUCGUGCCGUGCCGCCGCUGCCCAAAAUCCUACCACGUAAAAUGCCUCCCGCCAGAUUUGAGCCUAGAUGGGAGUGACCCUAGCAACCCGCAGAGGGUUUGGGGUGUAGGGGAUGGUUUUGCCGAGAGCCUCAUGUACUGCACCCGGCAUUCCCUGGACCCUUUUCUUGGCACCGCUGCCCGCGGGCACCAUAAAUUUCCGGAUGUGAGGAGGACGAGGGGAGUGAAAAAGACGGGGUGGUUUGCGGAUUUGGAGGAGGGGGAGGAGGAAGAGGGGAGGGUUGGUAGGAGGGUGAAGAAGAGGAGAAUGAUUGUGGAUGAAGAGGGGGAGGAGGAAGAGGAGGAGGGGGAGGAGGAAGAAGGGAUGGAGGUAGAAGGAUUGGGGAUUGGAAGCAAAGCUGGUUUGGGUGAGCAGGCAGUGGCCGGUGCAGCUGCAUCUGCCAGAGCAGCAGCAUCGGAAGCUGCUGCUGCAGGAGCGGCAGACCUGUUAGAGCCACAUAGGGCGAUGGGCUCAGCCGAGAAGGCAGGAACUGCAGCGGCAACAGCAGCAGUAGGAGGAGGAGCAGCAGGAGCAGCAGCAGCAGGAGGAGCAGGAAGAGAAGUAGCAGGCGCGAAGGGGAGGGGGAGGAAGAGGGCGUUGAUGGAGAGGGAGAGGGAGGAGAGGGAUGCGGCGCUGAGGGCGAUGGAGAGCAUCGGAGGGAUUCAGAGCAGGAAGGGCGGGGUCACGCACAAGGAGAUGGCCCAGACGUGGACCAAAGGGAAAGCCCCGCGGCACAUGUUCCAGUACCCCUGCGACCUCGACGCUUCCCGGUCUCGCCUGAGCAGCAUAUUCGCCAGUGCAGCCAAGGAGGUCACAGAGCAGACAGUCAAGGCCGCCCUUGCUGUCCCCCGCAUGUACCAGCACAGCCACAACAUGACCUCCAACGGCGACACGGGCGGCGGUACGGGCGGCAACAACAACAACCAGGGCGGCAACCCCCGGAAGAUCCCGCUGAGCAAGCUCGAGUCGAUCCUGCACGCAGGGGAGAAGGCGCGGAAUUUCUUGGCAAAGGAGGUGGAGCAAGCAGGCGUUGUGUCUGAGGAGGCUCAGCAGCAGGCGCAGCGGCUCUGCCCCCCCCUGCAGCUGCAGCAGCUGGGGGGAAUCGGCGAGGCUCUGCGGGUAUACCUCUCGCCGUAUGUUCACGGGCAGCGGUACACGUCGUAUGGGCGGCAUUUCACGCUGCCCGAGAAGCUAAACGAGGUAGUGGAGAGGCUGGCGCCUUAUAUGGAGGAUGGGGAUGUGCUGGUGGAUUUCUGCUGCGGGGCGAACCAUUUCUCGCUGAUUGCGAGGCACCGCCUGGAGGAGGCACGGAAGCGGUGUGGGUUUGCCAACUUUGACAUCUUGCGGCCGCCGAACGAGUUCUGCUUCUCCAAGCGCGACUGGUUCUCCGUGCCGAGAAACCAGCUCCCAGACAGCAAUCAGCUUAUCAUGGGCCUCAACCCGCCCUUCGGCGUGCGAGCUGCGCUUGCUUCGUCGUUUGCAAGGCGUAGCGCCGCCGUCUUUCAACCGAAGCUCAUUAUACUCAUUGUGCCUCAAGAAACACGAAGUCUGGAGCCGCUGGGGUACACGUUGCUGUGGAAGGACGAGAGAUUGUUCGAGCAUCGCGCGUUCUACCUGCCAGGGUCGCAUGAUAGGGACAACAGGACGAUGAAUCAGUGGAAUAAGAACGCCCCGCCCUUGUUCCUCUGGUGCCGCAACGACCUCGUCAAGCGCUACCGCCCUUUGGCUAACAUGCUGGGACACACAAGGGGCGUCUUCCCUGCUCCCCGCCCCAUGCCCCCCUCGUUGCUUUCGGAGCUCAACCUCGCCACCUCCAUCUCCACCACAGGUAGAAAGGUGGGCGGAGUCAAGCGGGUUCGGAAGGGGGAGGUGGAGCAGAUGAAUGAGGAAAGGCAUGUUAAGGUGAAAAGUGAAUGCGCUAAUAUGGGGGAUAAAGGCGUGGGAUUGGCGACUGGUGAGUCGGCUCAGAAGUCGAAGAUGGAGUUAGGGAUGGAGAAGAGGGGUCAGGAGAGAGAGGAGAAAGAUAAGGGGAAGGAGAAGGAGAAGGGGAAGGAGAAAGAGAAGGGGAGGGAGAAAGAGGAGAGGGAGAAGGAGAAGGAGAAGGAUGGGGAGAAGAGGAAGGAGAAGGAGAAGGAGAAAGAUAAGGGGAGGGAGAGAGAGGAGAGGGAGAAGGAGAAGGAGAGGGACACGGGGAAGGAGAAGGAGAGGGAGUCGCAAAGGGAUGGGAGGGAAGGUCUUGGAGAAGUGAGAGGGGAGAAGGACGCAAGGCGAGAGAGGAAGGGGGGGAAAGAUGAAAAGGAUGCGAAGAAGGUGGAUGGGAAGGAAGGGGGAGGCAAACGAGAGAAUAAUGAUCGGCUGUCAAGUAGAGAGGGGAAGCACAGCACGGGAGAAAGGUCCCCUUUGGGUGGGAGAGGUGAUGGAGGAGCAGAGCGGGAGAGGCAGAGGGAGGGGAUGAGAAAGGAAGAGUGGGCGGAACUGCAGCGGCAAAGAGGGGAAGCUUUUGAGUCGAGUCAAUGGCAGAACGAGCGGAUGAGGAUGGAGGAAUCAGCGAAAUUGCGUCUCCACAGAGAGGACGCACUGAGGCGUGAGGGAGAGUGGAGAAGAGAGGAGGAGCGAAGGAGGGAGGGAGAGUGGAGGAGGGAGGAGGAGAGGCAUUUGCAUGGAGGAGAGAGGGGCAGGCACGAGCAGGGGGGGUAUUCCCAACCAAGUUAUGAUGAUGGGCUCGAAAGGGGCGUGCAUGAUGCAAGGGGCGUGCAUGAUGCAAGGGGCGUGCAUGAUGCAAGGGGCGUGCAUGAUGCCAGGGGCCGUGAAAGAGGCUUUGAGGGGGGUGCAGGAAGGGAGGGGGGGUAUGAGGAGCGAGAGGGUGCGAGGAGAGGAGAGGAGAUGUGGGGUGCGAUGGGCGAGAGAGAUUACACAUUGAGGGAAGAGAGGAAGUACAGGGAGAGGAACGAAAGGGUUUACCGAGAGAGGGUUGAGAUGGAGGAGGGCAGGCUUGCAGCCGAAGCAGGAGCAGCAGCAGCAGGAGGAGGAGGAGGGGAAAGAGGAGUUGAAUCCGGCGCGCCAGCACCCCACUCUCAGCCAUUCCUCAGCCCUCAGAUGCAGUCGCUUCCCCCACAUGCCCUCCCUCCCACUUCCCCUCUCACUCCCCCUCCCCCUCCCCCUUCCCCUCUCCCCCCUCCUCCGCCGUUUCCCGUCAUUCUCGACUUGACCCAAGGGCCGCACCCUCCCAUGUUCAUCAACUCGCAAUCAGCGCCCAUCCCCAUCUCGUUUGGCCGCCCCUUAGGCCACAUCAUGCAGGGGAGCGCGCUGCCAGCUGUUCCUCCUGGGUUCGGGCCGGACGAAGAUGGCGGCUCGAGGCAGGAGCAAUUCUCUCAGCAGGGUUUGCACCCUAACAUGGGACCUGCUGUACUUGUUAGUGGCUCAGGCCGCAUCCUUAGAGGAGCAGAUGACGUGGAGAAUUUCCUACGCAACGCAGAGAGGCUGGAGGCAGGAGCAAACGCAGCAGCAACAGCAGCAGCAGAAGGGGGGCCUGAAACAGCCAGCAAUGUGUUCUCACCAGCCCCGGCCAUGUUAAGGCCGCAGUCAGCAGCAGGCGCACCACCUCAGGGGGUUGCAGCGAGGGAAGAUCUGAGCAGCUUUCUUCGAAACGCAGAGAGGCUUGAAGCACAGUUCUCAUCGCCUGCACCUCAUGCCAUCAUGCGUGGAGAUACACGUGGAGGCAUGCAUGGUGACACGGAUGGGGAGAUGCUUGGAGACAUGCAUGGGGAGCUGUAUGGGGGGAUGCAUGGGACCACACGUGGGGACAUGCGCGGUGACAUUGGGCGGAGCAUGGGUGGCCUACAAGGGGAGCUUCAAGACAACAUAAGGAGCGCUUCCAUGGGGCCAACGGGGCCGGUGAUCCGCAUGCGAAUUCUGCCUUUCAACCCUCAUGGCCCCCCGCCACCGCUUGGGACUCUCCGUGGGCGCAUUCCUCCGGGCUUUGACGACGGACCGCCGUUUCCGGAGCAGCAUUUCGGGGCGAGACUGCCUCAUAUGCAGCAGCAGCAUCUGCAGCAGCAACAGCCGAUGGAGCCUCAUACGAACAUUGCGCCCGUGACUAUGCGAAUGGUUGGCGAGCACCGCGUGAUGGUCGUCGCGGAUUCGCCUGCACCCCCUACUGUGGACUCCAUGGGGCCGCCUCCGCCUCCGAACAUGCUGCCUGAAAUGCAGGGGGGCAGGCCUACAUUCUUCUCUCAGCAGCAGCAGAUGUUGCCACAGCACAUGGGAGAUGGUGUCCGGAUUAAUGAAUUGCACACUCAGAGGUUUCUGGGGCCCCAAGUGUUCGACGGCCCACCUAACGCUCGACUUCCGCAUAAUGAAAGGUUUCAUCCCCAGGGCGUUAGAGGAGAAUUCUUUCAUCUUCAACGAGGACCACAAGGCCCUCCACCACAUGCCCCCCCGUUUGACCCACUACCGUUUCGCAAUCAAUAUGGGCCCAGGGGCCCUUACCGUGGCUUCCCCGUGAGUGAUCGAGGGGGGAUGGAGGAACCCCUGCCGUUUGUCAUUCGAGGUCCGUUUGAAGAUGCAGGUGGGCCGAAUACUGGGGGCUGGCUGGAUGAGUAAUGCAGUUGGUCGUCUUCGAAGUGAGAUGUUAUUUGUGAAACGCACAGGUGAUUGUUGCUCCGUGCCUAAGGGUUCGAACCGUCAUUGACAUUAAGGAAGCUUAGCAUUUUCUUUCGGAAGAGAAAGCCUGAUAGGUGAGACUACCUUAAUAUGGCGGUUUUCUUGGUUGCGGGUGCUUGUUCAAUACCUUGUUUUUAACUAGGAGUAAAGUUCAAAGUUCUAU